Messenger RNA from Scatophagus argus, 3679 nucleotides. RefSeq names its product nyctalopin (gene nyx). Gene Ontology annotation, molecular function: protein binding. NCBI's taxonomy places the organism in Eukaryota, Metazoa, Chordata, Actinopteri, Scatophagidae. Bases 824 to 2293 code for a protein of 489 amino acids. The transcript has 5 exons. Gene Ontology annotation, cellular component: plasma membrane; extracellular matrix. The record is from RefSeq and is a predicted model, not a curated record.
AUGCCUCUACAGAUGGACUUCAGCCAUCUGUGUUUGGGUUUUUAGGAAGAGAAGACAAAAUGGUGGUUUUAUAUCUUUCAUUCUGAAUGAAAAACGUGUUUACCCCAAUUUCAGGAGGUUUUCAUGUUACUUUUGAAAGGUCAUAUGGUCCCUAAUGUGCUGAGUAGGUUUUAUAACUACACAGCCAGUGACACCCAUUAAAACCCUGUUGUAUAAUUUCUAUGUCACUUUGAGGUUUUAGGGACGUUCACAUCAGGUGAACAUGUUCAGCUCUCAGGAGAAAGAUGAUGUAUUGAUCGCCUUUCUCAUCAGAUCACACUAAUGAUGGCAUGUUGAUCCCCUAAUCUAUUUCAGCAUCUGCAUUUCUGCUAAGUUUUACGUUCUAGUUCAUUCUCUGUGUGUGUCUUUGUGUGUUGAUAGGGUGUAAUCGGUGUGUGUUUAAGUUACCACUGUGUCCCAGUGAUUUGAUCUGAGAGCUUCGUUUUAUUUCUGUAAUCCUGUGAACCGCCCAUCUCUAUCCUUUCCUCCAUCACUCCAUCCAGGGGAUUUGACUGCCAUUAAGAGAUGGCUUUUUUGGUGUGUAUGUGUGUCUUUGUGUUUGUGUGUAUGAUGGAACAUGAACACACACACAGUAAAGGGGGGGAGGGUGAAGUGUAAAAACCAACUGCAUACACUUUUGCUGCAGACCUCUGUCAGACAGAAGCAUCUUGUAAGCCUGCUCAGUUAUGCCACGGAAGGUGUGCUGUGCAGACUGCUGGGAGAUAGACAGGAUGGACACAUGCACAAACACCAGCAUUUGGACAGUGACCUUUAAUACACAUGGAUGCAACUGUCUGGAAAGAUCUACAGACCUCUGUUAAUCCUGGCAUGCCCCAGACGAGAGACUACAGUAAUGACUGUCAUCACUUUCACUGUCUCUGUGCUGUGCCUGCUGCCCCAGGCGGUGGUGGCCCGCUGGGCAUGUGUUCGGGCCUGUCCAGCAUCCUGCUCCUGCACACAGGAGAAGAGUUGCAGCGUGCUGUGUGAUCGCUCUGGCCUGGUUGAGCUGCCCAAAGAGUUUCCCUGUGAGGCCUCUGCCAUCAACCUGGAAAAGAACAGACUCAAGUUCCUGGCAGAGAGGGCCUUUGGUACCCUGCCCUCCCUCAGGUCUCUCUCUCUGGACCACAACAACAUCUCCUUUAUUACCCCUGGGGCCUUCAAGGGCCUCUCUAACUUAGUGAACCUGAAAAUGGCACACAACGAGUACAUCAGUUAUCUUCAUACACGAACAUUCACAGGCCUGAAGAAACUGAUGCGCCUUGACUUGUCAGACUGUAACCUCUUCAACAUCCCUGACCGCAUCUUCAUAGAGCAAACAGCGCUGAAGGAGCUGUUGUGCUUUCAAAACAACUUCAGGAGGAUCCCUGGAGCCAUCAGAGGCAUGGAGAAUCUGACUCACAUCUACCUGGAGAGGAACAAGAUAGAGGCAGUUGCAUACAACUCCUUGCUGGGCCUGAGUAACCUCAAGUACCUGAACCUCCAGGAGAACCGCAUCAACGUGAUCCAUGACCAGGCUUUCCAGGACCUUGUGCAGUUGGAGAACUUCUACCUGAAUGACAACUUGCUGUCUGAUCUGCCACGGCUUGCUUUUAAAGGCCUUAGCCGCCUCAAGAUGCUCAACCUUGGGGGUAACCAGUUGACUAAUGUGUCCAAGACCUGGUUCAGUGACUUGGUGGAGCUGGAGGUCCUGUACCUGGACAGAAACCAGGUGCUAUACAUCGAGGAAGGAACUUUUGAGAAUCUAACCAGCCUAAUCACACUCCACUUGAACAGCAACAACCUCACCAACCUUCCCUUCCCUGUUUUCCAGCCCAUCUAUUUCCUGGGUCGCCUCUACCUCUUCAGAAAUCCCUGGGAGUGUGACUGCUCCCUGGAGUGGCUGAAGGAGUGGAUGGAAAACUACAAGCUGGUGAGGGACAUCCCUUGUGCCUCUCCUUCCUCUGUUGCAGGGUUGGAUCUUAGCGAGGUGGUCUUCCCCAAGGUGAACGGCACAUGCGUAGACCCUGUUGAGCUGAACUUAACCACCGCCACCUCAGAGAUUAUCUCAACCACAGAGAACCGCUUCAACAGCCUCAUUUCCAAGCUGCUACAACAGGAGCUCAGGGAGGAGAUGGGGAACAGUACAGAGAGCCUCCGCAAUGGGACCUUGCUAGUGCCAGAGGAUGGCCAGCUCUCUGCAGGGAUCCAAGGGCAACAAGCCCAGGCAAACCAAUCACUUCUCUGGGUCCUUGUAGUGUGGCUCAUCUUUGGUUAGAUUGGCCAGCCAGAUAUUCAUGUCUGUUUUUCUUGCACAUGAGAACUGUGGAAAUGGGGUUUGCCUCCUGGCCCUGAAAGAACAGGGAAUAGUUUUUCAAAUUGCAGAUGAGAUAAAAGAUAUUUAUCUAAGAAAGUACAAAGGAAUUCUCUUCCUUGCAUGUGUGGUCACUGGUGCGAGUCAAACAUGCCAAACAUAGGAUAUGGUUUUGUUUCUUUGCUGAAAUCCAGCUGUGGCAAACUAAAUAUUUCCAGCUGUGUUCAGAAAAAGACUGACAUUUCCAUUGAGGAAUUUAUUUUCACAUGAGCUGUUUAUAUACAAUAAUCUAUGAUAUUGACAUAUGAUAUGAUAAGAGAAAUUCCAGUCUGUCCAUGUCUGAUGCAUAUCUUUUCCUCAUUCAUAAAUUGCUAUGCCAAAGCUGUAUGACUGCAGGAUUCAUUUCUGCAGUCUGAGGCGGGUGUGAUUUCAAACUGUGGAUUAUAGUGGCAAUGUGGUGAAAAUGUGUAUGUGAACCUACACCUUUUCUUGCAUAAUACUCCAUUAUAAUUAACUUUAUGUGAUAUUCAUAGCAUUACAUAGUUGGUUAUGAGUCUUUUAUUGCACAUCAUUCUCAUCUAGAUGCAAAGUUAAAGGAGAUAAGAGCCCAUGUAUUUAUCUUCUAAACAGAUGUCCUCUCUGCUUAGUUCUGUUCAUUCAACUCUAAAUGUAGGUCUGCAGCUUUUCCAUAAAUGCAUUAAUCUUCUUAUUGCAUGCAGCUCAGUGUCAUUGCUGCUUGUCUAUGCUACAAUGUAAUGGAGCGACUUUCUCAUUGCUUUUGCAUCCUAGAAUGGAUCAAUUUCCACUUAUGGACAUGAUCUUUUCCAAUACAGGAGGACUGGUGGUGUGAUUUCCAUAUGGCAGAUUGUGGAUGGGGGAGGAAAUACUGUCAAAGCAUGUUUAUUUUCUUUGGAAUGAAAAAUGUUUUCAGGUAUGUUACAUUUCAAAUAAAUAAACCGUUCUUAAUUUGCAACAUAUUCUGCAUACUGCAAAGUCUAAAAUAUAUUAUAUAUACACAUUGUGCUCUGUGUAGGUGAAAAAAAGGUGAAAAAUAUCCCUGCUCUAAUACCAACCACUGCUUUCUUUUUACCCUAGUGAAUGUAAGUAGUUUGGCUGCCAGUGGUCAGGUUAUUAGACACAACACUGUCUCGUGAUAUAUUUUUAUAAAUAAAAAAUUGCUGUUGAACUUCUGACAUGACUGCUCAGUGAGUUGUUUCAAGUGGAUGUGAUUCAGUGAACACCAGUUAAAGAACCAGGCCAGUAUGCAGAUUAAUGCAGUAUUAGGCUGAGUGUAAGAGGCUGGUUAGAGGCAGAGUCGCUGUCUUCUUCUCUGCUGCUUCUGUGGGACUG